GCCUUUAAAAAGUGACAUUUUCAACAAAUCAAUCAACCGAAACAAGUUAAACAUUUAUCAAUUUCUCUGGUUAAUAUCAAAAAGUUAAUUGCUUCUGAGAGUCUAAACUUUAAAACAUUCAAAAUGCCUUGUGAAAUGAUAACUCUGCAGCUUGGCCAAUGUGGCAAUCAAAUUGGCUUUGAAUUCUGGAAGCGUCUCUGUGCUGAGCAUGGCAUUAAUCCUGAGGGAGUUUUGGAGGAGUUUGCAACUGAAGGUGUUGAUAGGAAAGAUGUUUUUUAUCAAGCAGAUGAUGAACAUUAUAUCCCAAGGGCUGUUCUCAUGGAUCUGGAGCCUAGGGUUAUCAACACAAUUAUGAAUUCUCCAUAUACUAAAUUGUACAAUCAGGAGAACAUAUUUCUGUCUAAAAAUGGAGGUGGUGCUGGAAAUAACUGGGCAUCUGGAUAUUCUCAAGGAGAGAAACUCUAUGAGGAGAUUUUUGAUAUUAUUGAUAGGGAGGCUGAAGGAUCUGAUAGCUUAGAAGGAUUUGUUCUGUGUCACUCAAUCGCCGGCGGGACCGGUUCUGGUAUGGGUUCUUACAUGCUAGAAAAACUCAGUGAUCGUUUCCCAAAGAAAUUAGUACAGACAUAUUCAGUAUUUCCAAACCAGGACGAAAUCUCAGACGUGGUUGUCCAGCCAUAUAAUUCACUCCUAACUUUGAAGCGACUCACAGAAAGUGCCGAUUCUGUUGUCGUUUUGGACAACACCGCAUUGAACCGCAUUGCUGCCGAUAGAUUACACAUUCAGAAUCCGACAUUUACACAAAUAAACAGUUUAGUCUCAACGAUUAUGUCUGUGUCGACCGCUACGUUGAGAUAUCCAUCUUAUAUGAAUAAUGAUCUGAUGGGCUUGUUGGCGCCGUUGAUUCCCACACCCAGGUUACACUUUUUGAUGACUGGUUACACUCCGCUUUCGACUGAUACCGAUGAAGUCAGCGUGAGGAAAACUACUGUGUUGGAUGUGAUGCGACGUCUUCUUCAACCCAAAAAUAUGAUGGUUUCUACAACACUGGAUAGGAACUCACAGCAUUGCUUUAUUAGUAUUUUGAACAUCAUUCAAGGUGAAGUUGAUCCAACUCAAGUUCACAAGUCUUUGCAACGCAUACGCGAUCGUAAGCUUGCUUCGUUUAUUCCUUGGGGUCCUGCAAGCAUCCAAGUUGCACUCUCAAGAAAAUCGCCAUAUAUACAAACUGCGCAUCGUGUCUCUGGACUUAUGUUGGCUAAUCACACGAAUAUCAGCUCGUUAUUUGACCGUGCAUUACAACAAUUUGACAAACUACGCAAACGCGAAGCUUUUCUGGACCAAUUCCGCAAAGAAAAAAUGUUUCAAAAGGAUCUCACUGAGUUUGAUGAAAGUCGAGAGGUUGUGCAGGACUUGGUGGAUGAGUACGUCGCCGCAACCAAGGAUGAUUACCUCACAUGGUGUAAAUAGGUGUAGGAUUUUUGGAUGAACAUCUGAAUCUACUUAUCUGUGCCAUUUUUUUUUUUAAUAUACUGUUAUCAAAUUGUAA
Dalotia coriaria is the source of this 1546-nucleotide messenger RNA. RefSeq names its product tubulin gamma-1 chain-like. Gene Ontology annotation, biological process: meiotic spindle organization; mitotic cell cycle; cytoplasmic microtubule organization. Lineage: Eukaryota; Metazoa; Arthropoda; Insecta; Coleoptera; Staphylinidae. The record is from RefSeq and is a predicted model, not a curated record. Gene Ontology annotation, cellular component: nucleus; microtubule; centrosome. Gene Ontology annotation, molecular function: structural constituent of cytoskeleton; GTP binding.